AUGCCCAACUCCAUUGGCCAAGCAUCGCUCAAAGUCCUACACUGGCUUAUCCACAUGCUAUGCAAACAUUACAUUGAACUCCAUCUAUGCACUGACAAUUGGAAAGCAAUGAAAUUAAUGAUUGAUAACUAUUCCCAAUGGUACAACUACCAUGUCAUGAAGAAACAAACUAGCAGUCAUGUCAAGUCUGAAGACAUAGAGACUGUUAACGAUGAUAACAACAACGACAAGUCCCUACUGGCUUCAACACCUGCUGUUACUCCUCCUUCUUCCUCACCAUCUGCAAUGCCUGCUGUUAUCCCCCCUUCCUCAUCUUCUUCAACACCUGCUGCUACCCCUCCUUUCUCAUCUUCAACUUCUCUGAAACGAGUUAACGUUGAUAUUGACCCUGUCACAAACUUGGAACCAGCAUUGAAAAGACAACGAGUCAAAGUGGAGGACCUCUCACCUUCACCUCUUUUCACUGGCCCAGAUAAUGAUUUGUAUAUUCCACUGAACUUGGAAAUCCUGCAACACCCUUCACCAGAAUGUGAACCAACCCCACCUCCCUGUACCAACAAAGGAAAAGAGAAGGAAGUGAUUACUGUGGAGGUCAACAAUCCUCUUUCUAAUUUUGUCUUCAAACCUCACCCCAAGCCAAUCCCAAAGAAAGUUCCUGCCUCCAUUGACUCCGCCACUUUUGGAACCACUAGCGCUGAGCUGACUAUCAUCAUCCCUCCAUCCAAUGACCCAUCAGAUACCAAUGCAGCUUCCCUCACUGUUGAGAUGGAACUUCUGUUAGCAACCCCCCUAGAGCACAUUCCCAGUAUGAUCAACUUGAAGGCCCAACCUGCAAAGAAGCAUCAGCAGAGCACAAAGCCCAUGUGUAAAGAACUGGCAAGCGUCUUUGCAACCUACUGGAAUGGUCUAUCGAAGACUGACAAAGAGGUAUACAAGCACAAAGUGGCUCUACAGCUCGGCUCGGCUGGAUCCACCAAAAGGAAUGGCGCCGGUGAUGACACAGAUGAAGAGUAG
Suillus subalutaceus is the source of this 1014-nucleotide messenger RNA. RefSeq lists its product as uncharacterized. The transcript is spliced from 6 exons. Lineage: Eukaryota; Fungi; Basidiomycota; Agaricomycetes; Boletales; Suillaceae. Bases 1 to 1014 code for a protein of 337 amino acids. The record is from RefSeq and is a predicted model, not a curated record.